CCGCUUUAUCAGUAGAUAAUACGAUACAUCGAAUCGAGUUUAGAUGUUUCCACGUUCAGUUCCGUAGUGCACCUGCGUGAAAGAGGAUUCUCAGACACCAAAAUGGCUGCCACACACCUCGAUGUUGGUCUACGUUGCAUCAAGUAUCUGCUUUGCGCGGUUAACUCCCUCUUUGUGUUAACGGGAGUAAUGAUAAUAUCUGUAGGAACAACAAUUUAUGCUGUUUAUGAAGAUUUCUCUCAUUUUCUGGAUCCCAGCUAUUUUUCUCCAGCAACUCUUUUAAUUGUUGUUGGAAUAUUCGUUUUUAUAAUAGCUUUUCUAGGAUGUUGUGGAGCUCUUAGAGAAAGUACUUGCAUGGUUCUAGUGUUUGCAGUAUCACUUUCGUUCGUUCUUGUAUUAGAAUUAGCAGCUGCAAUUGCAGCUUAUGCUCUUCAAGAUGGAAUAAAGAAUCUUCUUGCCGAGAAAAUUAACAUUACUAUGCAUCAAUAUGGAAAGAAUGUAGAAGCUACGGAAGCUAUCGAUUUUCUACAAUCGAAACUUUAUUGUUGCGGAUACAAUGGAUAUAAAGAUUGGGAAGAAAUUAUGAAGGAACAAAAAUUUCCUUCAUCUUGUCAAUCAAAUAUUCCAUCAGAAAAUAAUACAUGCAUUUACGACGAUAAAGGAAUUUUAUGUUCUGAAUUUUAUACGACUGGAUGUAUACAAAAUCUUUCAAUCAUUAUUCAUAGGAGUGCACUUUAUAUCGGUACUGGAGCUAUAGCUAUUGCUCUUAUUCAGUUAACAGGAAUAAUGUUUGCCUGUAUGUUAGGCAAAGCAAUAAGAAGACAAAAAACAGAAAGGGAGAGACGUAAAUGGGAAUUAAGGGAAAGUUUAGUCAAUGGUUACCAACCAUUAGGAAAAUCAGAUCCUUUCACUACCUUUCCUGUUGUUUAUAUGUCUUCUGAUUCUGUGAAGAAUUUUUAGGAUUUUUUAUUAAUUUUUAUUGAAAUAAUUUUAUUUAAAGUAAUACUUUUCAAUUUCUUAAAACUUUAAAAAUAUUUUUAUUUUGUACAAAAAUUAUUUUUCUUUUCUUUACGUUUUUUUUUUUAAUUAAAAUUAAUUUCUAUAUGUUAUUUCAAAUUUAAUAUUUCCUUAAAUAUAGAAAUUUGUAUUGUUUAUAUAAAAAUAUAAUUGUAGAUAAUAUAUAUUAUUAUAUAUAUAUAUAAAAUUAAUAUAUUUCUAUAAUACGUAACAUAUAAUGUGUAUUUAAAUAUUUUGUACAAAUUAAAUAUAUAUUUUAUUGGAAUAAAUU
Apis dorsata (giant honeybee) is the source of this 1288-nucleotide messenger RNA. RefSeq names its product CD63 antigen-like. The transcript is spliced from 5 exons. The record is from RefSeq and is a predicted model, not a curated record. Lineage: Eukaryota; Metazoa; Arthropoda; Insecta; Hymenoptera; Apidae. Gene Ontology annotation, cellular component: membrane. The coding region runs from base 103 to 960 and encodes 285 amino acids.